AUGUGUCCAAAAACGUUUUUGAGAAGAGAUCAGCUAAUUCAACAUAUGCGUGCCCAUUCAGGGGAGAAACCGUUUGGUUGCGAAAUCUGCGAAGCGUCGUUUUCUGUUUACGGCAACCUCCAGCGACAUCGUCAAGCGAUUCAUUCGAAGACAAAGGACACGCAACGGCGUAAAAUAUCCCACUCAGCUCAGGUCAACGAUUCUUCUGUUUCACGUGAUAUUCAGUGGAAUACCUCCGAGGGAUCGAGUGAUCUUGCUUGCUCUAUUUCAUUUGCCAAAAAAGAAAAAGUGUUAUCUAAAGAAAAAGGGAAAUCGGUUGGUGAUCCUCUCUCAACGGCUGAUGGAACGACACCAUCGAGUCAUUUCGGCAGAUGUCCCGUAUGCGGAAAAACCUUUGUCAACAAUUGGAACCUCAGGCGCCAUGCGGUUUUACAUACAAACAGAGCCUUGCAUGAAUGCGACAUAUGUGAGCAGCAGUUCAAACACAAGGGUGGUCUGAAAGAUCAUCGCCUGUUGGUUCACUCAAACCGUGACGAUAACGAUUGCAGGGAAGUACACAGGUGCCGCGUAUGCAGGAAGCCGUUUUUACGCAAGGACCUCUUAGGACAGCAUCUUCGUGCGCAUUCCGACGAACGUCCAUUUGGUUGUAAUUUGUGUGGAGCCAAAUUUACUUUAGCCGGCAACCUUAGAAAACAUCAACGUACGCUUCACCCACAGGAAAGCUCUUCAACAGAGUCCAGCGCAAAACCGACGGAUUCUCACCGUUGA
Opisthorchis viverrini is the source of this 768-nucleotide messenger RNA. RefSeq lists its product as hypothetical. Gene Ontology annotation, cellular component: nucleus. Gene Ontology annotation, biological process: regulation of transcription by RNA polymerase II. Gene Ontology annotation, molecular function: RNA polymerase II cis-regulatory region sequence-specific DNA binding; DNA-binding transcription activator activity, RNA polymerase II-specific. The transcript has a single exon. The record is from RefSeq and is a predicted model, not a curated record. The coding region runs from base 1 to 768 and encodes 255 amino acids. Lineage: Eukaryota; Metazoa; Platyhelminthes; Trematoda; Opisthorchiida; Opisthorchiidae.